UUUAUUUGGUUUUCCGUGUUUUUCCCUCCAGGUGUGACGGUAAGAAAAAGUAUGAGCUAAACAUGAAGGAACUCCACACGUCCGACCCCUGCCCUACAGUCAGCAAAUACCUGGAGACUGAUUACAUCUGCGUCCGAGCGACUCACAAGACCAUCUGUGAAGGUUCAACGGUCCAAAUCAAGUGUGGUCGACGACAGCUGAUCUCCAUAUUGGGGGCCUACUUUGGACGCCAAGAUAAGAAGACCUGUUCUAAAGGGCGCCCUGAAUCUGAGAUUCAGAAUUGUGAUUGCUCCAAAUCCGUCACUGACAUCGUUGCUCACAAAUGCAACGAGGAAAACAGCUGCAUCAUCGAGGUCAGUACGAAGGUUUUAACAGACCCCUGCACCGGAACCUACAAGUACCUGGAGCUGGCCUACGAGUGCCAGUCUAAAAAAACGAGCCCAUAGGGAUGCUGCUGUGACCCUGGAGCCCUGAAGGAAAAAGCUUCGUUCUUCUCGUUUUCGAGUCUCCAGACUCUUUUCUGUCUGACUAGAAAUGACAAACACGAUAUUUAGUCCAGCAUCGAAUUGAGUCAAACUGAUGAAAACACAGAAAUGAAUGAAACUAUAAGUAGAGAUGGAAUAAGAUCAAUAAAAUCUA
Molecule: messenger RNA, 639 nt
Organism: Nothobranchius furzeri (turquoise killifish)
Lineage: Eukaryota; Metazoa; Chordata; Actinopteri; Cyprinodontiformes; Nothobranchiidae
Product: L-rhamnose-binding lectin SML
Molecular function (GO): carbohydrate binding
Source: RefSeq, a predicted model, not a curated record